Elephantulus edwardii (Cape elephant shrew) is the source of this 1182-nucleotide messenger RNA. It is a transcript of the gene CATIP, whose product is annotated as ciliogenesis associated TTC17 interacting protein. The record is from RefSeq and is a predicted model, not a curated record. The coding region runs from base 1 to 1182 and encodes 393 amino acids. The transcript is spliced from 10 exons. Lineage: Eukaryota; Metazoa; Chordata; Mammalia; Macroscelidea; Macroscelididae. Gene Ontology annotation, biological process: cilium organization; actin filament polymerization.
AUGGCCUCCAAACUUCAUUUCACAGGCCUCAGAGACAAGGGCCAACAGCCUCCACCCCGGAAGGAGAGUCUGCCCCUCCCAGAGGCCAACGCUGAAGCCAUUGAAUUCCUCCAAUCCUUAAAGACUUCAGAGCUACACCUUCUGCUGUUCUCCGAGACUCUAGCCAUGGUCUCAGACACGGGGGAGCCCCUGGGAGAGUUGACCAUUGACGUGAAGAAAGGGAAAUAUAAAGACGAGUUUGGGGUCAUCUCAUACUGCCUCAUUGUACACGCCUCCAGCCGUGGAUUCCUGGACAAACUGCUCUGUGGAAACUCCCUCCUGGGCUAUCUCUCAGAGAAAUUGGAGAUCAUGGAGCAACACAGCCAGGAGUACAUCAAGUUCCUUGUCCUCCCAAUGGAAAGAAAGACCACUUUAAUGAGGCAAGAAGAUCAGCUGGCCAUGACAAGGAUGGUCAAGGAAGGGGAGGAAGUAAAGAGCGAACGGAGUGCAUUCUCCUCGAACUCACUUGCUGGCUUCAUCUCUGAGGCCGCCAACCUGGUGAUGCUGAGGCUGAUGGCCUGGCGGCAGAUGGUGCCCAGCAAUGCCCGCUUCCUGACCUUGGACACGGAGGGGAAACUCUGCUAUUCCACCUAUCAACCGCUGGGCUCCCAGACAUUCCAGAUGGGCAGUCAGCAGGAGGAAGUGUUCAUCGUGGAGCAGACGGUACACUCGGAGGAGGGUGUCCCCAUGUCCUGCCAGUACUACCUGUUUCGCGAUGGGCACCUGGCUAAGAGAGUCCAGGUGGGGUCCCCAGGGUACUGCAUCAUCACCAAGAUGCCCAUCCUGAGGGAGGAGGAUGAGCCGGAGCCGCCUCCUGUGUUUGAGAAGAAGCCCUUGGCGUGGGAGGAGGACAUGGAGCUCUACUCGAGGUUCUUGGAACGAAAGGAGGAGCUCCGACUCAGCCACUCCAGCUACUUGCGGCACCACCCCGAUGCCCAAGCGCUCAUCUCGGACUUCAUGCUCUUCCUGCUGCUGCGCCAGCCUGCAGACGUGGUCACCUUCGCGGCCGAGUACUUUGGGUCCUUCUCGGUGCACUACCAGGAGAGCCCGUCGCUGCGCUCCUCCGACUGGUCCAGCCCUUUCCGCCCGCUGCCCUGGAAGCAGCCCCUCGGGAGGAAAGCGUCCUUCUGGGAGAAGAUGUAG